This is a messenger RNA of Peronospora matthiolae, 1434 nucleotides long. Lineage: Eukaryota; Oomycota; Peronosporomycetes; Peronosporales; Peronosporaceae. The record is from the annotation of a GenBank genome assembly.
AUGUGCAAAGCUAAUUACGGGGUUUUGUACAAUGAAGUGGAACGUAUGAUGGUAUUACUGCACGAGAGUCUUGAAGGAACAGUCAACGUGUAUACGAUGGAUCUUCGUGGAGUUGGACGCAGCACCCUACUGGAUUGCGUAGCAACAAAAGCCAUGACCAGUGGGUCUCUCUACGGCCGAUUGAUCCAUCCCUUGGAGGUUUCGUCCUGUGCUAGAGAACUACACCGUAAGUAUGGCGACCUAGCUUCGUUUUCGACCACAAGCGCUGCCAUUGACGUUUCGACCUUCAUCUCCGAGUACGCAAAUGGCAUGAGAACUACCGUGUACGGCGUGAGCUACGGAACUCUGGUGGUCCAACGUCUGAUGCAUUUCAAUCCGUCAAAUGUGACUGGAUACGUGCUGGAUGGCAUCGUGACCACUACAGGAGCGCCUGGUGAUAGGGCUUACUUAACAAGUUGGGACGCUGACUUUGAUGACGUGUGCAGGCGUUUCAUGAAGCGAUGUGCGCAAGACAGCGAGUGUGACUCUCACUUUAAAACCACCGACUUGUCUGCUACGCUUCAUAAUGUGCUCUCGAUGUUUGACACCAACCCCAACUCGACGUGUGCCACCCUGAUACGUAACUCGACAGGGUGUGAACCGUCCGAAGGCCUUCGACGAGAGCUGGGCAUGCUUUUGGAGAAAUCUGCCACACGGUCUCUGAUCCCACCGCUGGUAUACAGACUCAGUCGUUGCGGUUGGAACGACCUCAAAGUCUUGACGCGCUACUUCGAAGCCAUCAGCACUAUCCCACCAAGUAUUUACAAAGAUACGUCGGAGUUGAUCUACAAUAUGGUCACUUUCUCCGAGCUGUGGGAGAUACGUACACCUUCCUACGCCGAAUUGGAAAAACGAUUUACUGACGCGAGCAUAUCGAGCGGAGCUCUAUACGAGUUUCUUUCCUUAUAUUGCGCAUUCUCAAAAGAAGAAUCGCCAGCAUGUGAUGGAUUUGAACUUGACAACUACGAAGCGAAUGGCAUCAUGUACCUGCGUGACCAGUACUAUGCCAUGACUCCUCCCGUGCCCGAUCAUGCCAGCGUGCUCUUGAUGAAUGACAAUCUUGACCCUGUAACUCACCCAAGAUACGCCAUGUCUUUGUAUAAGGCACUUAACACUACCAGGAAGGAACUCGUUCUAUUCGACUACGCAUCGCAUGGUGUUGUAAAUUCGACCGUGUUUGGAGAUGGCGUGAGGACUUGCGGUAUGGAGCUGCUAGUAUCGUACGUUGCCGGAAACGGCGCCCUUGAACGCUUGGACAAGACAUGCAUAGCUAAGAUGCCAGCGUUCGACAUGACAAUGUCGCCUGAGGACUUGAGAUUUUACUUCGGCACCGAUGACGCGUACGACAGUGUCUUGAUUCCAUCUGGGCUGAAUGGGAUCGUUGGUUCGGGGUAA